Messenger RNA from Poeciliopsis prolifica (blackstripe livebearer), 1445 nucleotides. RefSeq names its product leucine-rich repeat-containing protein 30-like. The transcript has 8 exons. Bases 351 to 1310 code for a protein of 319 amino acids. Gene Ontology annotation, molecular function: protein binding. Lineage: Eukaryota; Metazoa; Chordata; Actinopteri; Cyprinodontiformes; Poeciliidae. The record is from RefSeq and is a predicted model, not a curated record.
UAGAGAUCCUUCUCCUGGUAAACACUCAGAGGUGACCCGGUCUCCUGAAGGCCGGCCCUCAGCGAUCCAGUCGGCGUUUCUCGGUCUCCUGGUUCCGUCCAGGCCUUUUGGGUCGUCAGGGUCACCGGGGUCACCGGGGUCACUGUCGCGACCCAUCAGUAUUUAACACCAAACGGAGCCGAAGAACAUCUGUCCUACACAGAAGAACCGGCUGGACGCUACCAUCAACACCACAUCAGCAGUGAGGUCAGCAGUGAGGUCAGCAGUGAGGUCAGCAGUGAGGUCAGCAGUGAGGUCAGCAGUUAGGUCAACCCGGCUCCAGCCGUACACAGAGAGAGGAAGAGGAGGAGAUGGGAGGAAGAGUGUGCAGGGAGGAGGUGAAGGAGGAGAAAAGGCGAAGCCCGGGCAGAGAGGACAGCCUGACGUCUGCCGACAAAAUCAGAAGAUUCACCAAGCAGUCUGGACACAACGUCCUGAGCCUGGCCCGCCGUGGACUCAAGGACGCUCCGGGGGAGCUGUGGGAGCUGCUGGAGCUGGAGAAGCUGAACCUGUCCCUCAACAACCUGAAGGCGCUGCCGCCUCAGCUGGCCCUGCUGUCCAACCUGCUGGUCCUCAACCUGUGGGGGAACCAGCUCGGCAGCCUGCCGGCAGAGAUCGGCCAGCUGAGGAGACUCCGGGUUCUGUUCGUCUACAGAAACAGACUGACGGAGGUUCCUGAGGAGCUGGGGGCCUGCACACAGCUGGAGGUCCUGAGUCUGGCCAACAACCAGCUCUCCUCUCUGCCGGCUUCUCUCUCCAACCUGACCAGACUGAGGAAGCUCAACCUCAGCCACAACCUCAUGGCUCAGCUGCCAGGCUGCAUCUACAGCAUGAAGGCCCUGGUCUUCCUGGAUCUGUCCUGCAACCGUCUGGAGAACGUGGCAGAGAACAUCCAGGCUCUGCUGGAGCUCAAGAUCCUCAUCAUGGAGAGAAACCAGCUCCAGUCUCUGCCCAGAGGCCUCUGCUUCCUCACCAGGCUGGAGCUGCUCAACCUGGACUUUAACCACAUCAGAGACCUUCCUGAGAUGGUGCUGAAUGGCUGCUCUACCUGGUGGGCUGUGCAGAGUCAGUCACUGCUCAUCUAUCAUCUCAUCGUCUCAGAGUGUAUGAGGAGCAGAUGUUUCCCAGAAAUGCUGCUCUGCUCCCCUCUGAGCUUACGUUCUAGUUUCCUGAGGUCACCUUUAGCAACAUUGUCCUUCAGGUGUUUCCUUGUGACGCCUUGGAUUUAUCCACUGAGUAGUUUGAGAUCCUGGCCUUUUUUCCCCUGGUGACACUGUGGACUGUUAGAGUCUCUUUCCAAAACACAGAAGAACCAGUUCCUAGAUUUUCAGCUGGCAGUCAGAGCAUUCCUCAGUCUCCUCAUCUGAAACUUACCUGUCCGCCCUCCACCUCAGCCUAGCCUCCAC